This is a messenger RNA of Funneliformis mosseae, 690 nucleotides long. NCBI's taxonomy places the organism in Eukaryota, Fungi, Glomeromycota, Glomeromycetes, Glomerales, Glomeraceae. The record is from the annotation of a GenBank genome assembly.
AUGAGAACAAUAACGCCUCUUCCGAUAAAAGACGAGGAAUAUCAAAAUAUCAUUUCCGAUUUCAAUAUUUCGUCUACAUUUUAUACUAUUCACUCAAUUUUAAAAAUCGAAAUGGAUUGUUCUUUCACGAAUAGAUUUGAUUCAGUUAUGAUGUGGACUUGGGAGAACCCAAAUUUACUACGAUUAUUUCAUGGUACAAAGCACACUUGUGAUAUCUGGAACCUAGAUGAUUGGAGAAAAUUAUGCAAUAACUCCGAAUGUGGUGUUUGUGGAAUUUUGAAAUUUGGACCUUUGUUGUCGAAAGCAAAACCGAACUUGGCUGGAACGUAUCUUUGGUAUAGUCCUACAGUGUCUAUGGCACAUGAAUAUACCGGUCCUUUGAAGCUAAAUGAUGAUGGAUUUAGAGCCAUGUUUGUCAUGAACGUUAUACAUGGGAAGCCAUACUCAAAUUCUAUCGUAAUUGAAGCUCAAGAACCAGCUUGUCUUUUUCGAUCAGAGAUGAAAGAUUUAGACCCAAUUGCAGACCAUGUUGUAACACCAAGAUGUUUAAUUAGACGAUCCCCUGCUCGUUAUCGCCUCCCUGUCGAACCAAAGCCUGCUUAUGACCAAAAACGUGUUAUUAAUGAAAAAAGAGUGACUUGUGAACCUUGUGCACGACGUUGUCGUCCAAGUAGAGCUGACAAGGACUGA